CAUUAGGUCAACCAAAAAAAAAGAUGAACGAUGAAUGUUGAUAUACAGACUAAUGAAUUACCUUAAAUAUUGAAAAAUAUGGCAGAAAUAUUUUCACUACCAUGCAUAAUCAUAUACGUAUAGAUGCAUUCUAUCAUUUUAGUCAAUAACAAUCCUCUAAACUUGUUCUGUGGAGACAUUUAGACUAUCUCGUUAUAUUCAGCCAGGACGAUUUUUUUUCUCAAAAAUGAGUGGCCUAAGACAACAACCCAGGAAAGACACAAAGAUGAGAAUUCGGGCGUUCCCAAUGACUAUGGAUGAAAAGUAUGUGAACAACAUAUGGGCAUUGUUAAAGAAUGCAAUUCAAGAAAUUCAAAAGAAAAACAACAGUGGUUUAAGUUUUGAGGAACUAUACAGAAAUGCAUACACCAUGGUGCUUCAUAAACAUGGAGAGAAACUGUAUACUGGCCUAAGAGAUGUUGUAACUGAACAUUUAGUAACAAAGGUUAAAGAAGAUGUGCUGGCAGCACUCAACAAUAAUUUCCUGCAGACGUUGAAUUCCGCAUGGAACGACCACCAAACAUCAAUGGUCAUGAUCAGGGAUAUUCUGAUGUAUAUGGAUCGUGUAUAUGUACAACAGAACAAUGUUGACAACGUUUACAACCUGGGAUUAAUGAUAUUCAGGGACCAGGUGGUACGACAUCCCACGAUCAGGGACCAUCUACGCACCACACUGCUGGAAAUGGUGGCCAAGGAACGCAGAGGAGAAGUUGUUGAUAGGGGAGCAGUGAAGAAUGCAUGCCAGAUGUUGAUGGUACUUGGUAUUGACUCCAGGAAUGUGUAUGAAGAAGAUUUUGAGAGACCAUUCCUCGAACAGUCAGCAGAAUUUUACAAGAGUGAAAGUCAAAAGUUCUUGGGUGAAAACAGUGCGUCAGUGUACAUCAAGAAAGUAGAAGCAAGGAUAAACGAGGAAGCUGAAAGAGCAACACAUUACUUAGACAAGAGUACAGAGGAACCGAUAGUCAAGGUUCUAGAAGAGGAGCUGAUUAGUAAACACAUGAAGACAAUAGUGGAGAUGGAAAAUUCUGGAGUGGUUCACAUGCUCAAAAACAAUAAAACAGAUGACCUGGCCUGUAUGUACAAGUUAUUUAUCCGUGUACCGGAGGGUCUGAAGACAAUGUGUGAGUGUAUAAGUGUAUACCUGAGGGAGCAGGGUAAAGCCAUCGUAUCAGAAGAAGGGGAGGACUCCAAGAAUGCUAUAACAUUUGUACAGAGUUUACUGGACCUUAAGGAUCGGUUUGACCACUUCCUGCAUGAGUCCUUCAGUGAUGACAAACAGUUUAAACAGAUGAUCUCCAAGGACUUUGAAUACUUCAUCAAUAUAAACCACAAAUCCCCAGAGUAUUUAUCGCUAUUUAUAGAUGAGAAAUUAAAGAAGGGAGUAAAAGGGAUGUCAGAACAAGAGAUAGAGACUGUGCUAGAUAAGAGCAUGGUUUUGUUCCGUUUCCUACAAGAAAAGGACGUGUUUGAGAGGUACUACAAACAGCACCUGGCACGGCGGCUCCUGCUGAACAAGAGUGGAUCUGACGACUCCGAAAAGAACAUGAUCUCCAAACUCAAGACUGAGUGUGGUUGUCAAUUCACUUCUAAGCUGGAGGGAAUGUUUAAGGAUAUGACAGUUUCCAACACCAUCAUGGAGGAAUUCAAGGGCUCCCUAACUAUGUCCAGUGUAAAUAUGGCAGGUGUAGAUUUAGUGGUUCGAGUGUUGACCACUGGCUUCUGGCCCACUCCUAAUGCCAACCCACGAUGCAAUGUACCACACACAGCAAGGACAGCCUUUGAAAACUUUAGAAGGUUUUAUCUGAAUAAACACAGCGGUAGGAUGCUCACACUACAGCCUCAGCUUGGUUCGGCUGACCUGAAUGCCGCGUUUUACGGACAGAAGAAAGACGAUGCGGGGGGAGCUGGUGCUGGCUCAAAAGAGCCCCGUAAACACAUCAUGCAGGUGUCCACUUAUCAGAUGUGUAUACUGAUGCUCUUCAAUAAGAGUGAAAAGUGGACUUUUGAGGAAAUUAAGAAUGAAACAGACAUUCAGGAGAGGGAUUUAAUUAGAGCCAUCCAGUCCUUAUCUGUAGGAAAGGUCUCACAAAGAGUGUUACACAAGGAACCCAAGACAAAGGAAGUGGAACCAGCCCAUGUUUUUACAGUUAAUGAUCACUUUACAUCCAAGCUUUUCAGAGUCAAAAUCCAAACAGUGGCUGCCAAUAAAGGGGAGGCAGAGCCAGAGAGAAAGGAGACCAGGGUGAAGGUCGAUGAAGACAGGAAACAUGAGAUAGAAGCGGCCAUUGUAAGGAUUAUGAAAGCAAGAAAGAAGCUACAGCACAAUGUCUUAGUGGCAGAGGUAACUGAACAGUUGAAAGCUCGCUUCCUUCCCAGUCCAGUCAUUAUAAAGAAAAGGAUAGAGGGGUUAAUAGAAAGGGAAUACCUAGCCCGAACACCAGAAGACAGGAAAGUAUACACAUAUGUAGCCUAGAAGAAAUUAAGGAUUGGACAUUUCAUUUAUCUACAUACUACUUGGUCAGGCUUUUUAUGAAUUGGGAAAAUGAAAUCUGCUAAUGUUUUAUGAGCAUGUAUUUUUACACCACCAGAGGGGAACUAACAAUGGGAUCUUUACCAGAAACUUUCUCAAUCAUCGUAGCAACUAAAAAGCCAAGGUGUGAAUGUUUUUUAUUCAUCUCUCUGGUGUUCUUGGACGCUGGAGAUUAAACUCUGUUCCAGAAAGGGAUGCUCUCAUGUGGUGUGCUGAGUCUGACAGUGUGCCGCACUACAGUGUAUUUAUAUGUCUGUAAUUGUGUAUAUUUCCACAAUGUUGUGAAUGGCUUUGAACAGUAUGCAGUCUUCUAUUGCUAACUAAAGUAGUAUUUCUAUGUGUUGAAGAAUGAGGCAGAUAUAUGAAUGAAUGCCAGUGUUGUAUUUUGCAAAGAAAGUUUUGAAGUCUGAUUUUGUUUUCCAUAUGUUGACACAUAAUUGCCUAUUUCAACUUAGAGAGAUCAUAUAUUAUUUAAAAAACGUACUUGAUAACUUAGUGUUAUUAAGAAGUAAUUCUGUUAUUGAUUGUGAAGAACUUUGUUUUACUAUUAUAUAGUGAGGUAUUGAAGAAAAUGUGUUUUUCAAGUUUUAUCUCAUGUUUUUCUGUUUAUUUUUUUUUCUUUUCUUUUCUUUUUUUAAGUAAAUAAAUACCUGGUUUAUCAUUAUAAAGGAAACAAACACUUAAAAUGUUCUUACAUGUAAUACAUCAUAUUUUUGAAUGUAUAAAAAUCAUGGACACAAAUACAGCUGCUUACAUUUACCAGAACUUGCCCUUUGGUCAUUGUUAUAAUCACAGAGAAAAACUGUAUUAACAAAAUAUUUCCUUGUACCAUUCAGUUGUUUUGGAUAUGAUAAGAGUGAAUAUUAAAUUCAACUGUUACUCUC
This is a messenger RNA of Saccostrea cuccullata (small rock oyster), 3453 nucleotides long. Its product is annotated as cullin-3-B-like. Gene Ontology annotation, biological process: protein ubiquitination; ubiquitin-dependent protein catabolic process. The record is from RefSeq and is a predicted model, not a curated record. Gene Ontology annotation, cellular component: Cul3-RING ubiquitin ligase complex. The coding region runs from base 227 to 2512 and encodes 761 amino acids. NCBI's taxonomy places the organism in Eukaryota, Metazoa, Mollusca, Bivalvia, Ostreida, Ostreidae. The transcript has 20 exons. Gene Ontology annotation, molecular function: ubiquitin protein ligase binding.